AUGUAUAAGAUAAAGGGAAAGAAUAAGCCAAAUCUAUUUUCUUCUGAUAGCAAUGGCCAUGUGCCAAACAAUGGGCACAAAUCUUACGUGUUGAACAAUCCAACCAGGCAUAACAUCGAGGAAUUUUACAAGCUCGGGCGUGAGCUCGGCCGAGGUGAGUUUAGGAAUUGCUAUAAGCAUGGUGUGAUGCAUCAUGAUCUCAAGCCUGAAAAUUUCUUAUUCGCAAACAAAAAGGGAACAUUGCCGCUUAAGGCCAUCGACAUUGGGUUAUCAGUUUUUUUCAAGCCAGGUGAGAGAUUCAACGAGAUUGUGGGGAGUCAUUAUUAUAUGGCUCCAGAGGUGCUCAAAAGAAAUUACGGACCUGAAGUCGAUGUUUGGAGUGCGGAAACUGAACAAGGUGUUGCCCAAGCAAUCAUGCGUUCGGUGGUGGAUUUUAGAAGAGAUCCUUGGCCUAAAGUUUCUGACUGGGCAAAAGAUCUUGCGAAGAAGAUGCUCAACCCGGACCCCAAACAGCAGCUUACAGCUCAAGAAGUUCUAGAUCAUCCUUGGUUACAGAAUGCAAAGAGUGCUCCUAAUGUUUCUUUAGGCGAAACUGUGAUUGCCGAGCAUCUUGGAAUCCUUUCUCCAAAGCCUGAAUCCGAACAACGAGGACUGGGCAAUUCCCAAGAGAGAGGACUCUCGCCCAGCCCUACCUACAUCAGUGAAGCUGGAACCGAGCUUGGGCAUCAAAUCCCUGAAGCCGGUCUUCAAGCCCUUAUGGAAGCUGGUGAUGUGGAUAAAGAUGGAUAUCUCGAUUGUGGAGAGUUUGUUGCGAUAUCUGUACACUUGAAGAAAAUGGGCAAUGACGAGCAUCUCAAGAAAGCCUUCGAUUUCUUCGAUAAAAACAAGAGUGGAUACAUAGAAAUCGAAGAGCUGAGGAAUGCCUUUGCUGACGAGGCGGAGGCAAUAAGUGAGGAGGUUAUCAAUGUCAUUAUUCAAGAUAUCGACAUAGAUAAGGCCCCUGAACUAAUUGUGGAGCCAAUAGAUGCUUGCGGCACAUCUCAGCCAGCGAGAGCAUCUACCCCGCCAUCACAGUCUUCAUCUACUUCUAAUAGCAAUACGCACCAGAGGACUUCUGGCUCCUCGACUAGAACUUCAGAAACACCAGCUCCCCCUCCCAGUGCGAAAUCAUUCCGCUGGGAUCAACAGACUGUUCAAUUUUCUGUCAAUGCUUGGAUAGACCUCAACAGAAAACUGAAGAGUAACGGCAGCAAGCUCAUACUUCGGCCCUUGGAUAUCGACUCUACCCCUUCACCAGGGUUUUCAGUUCAAACCAACCUAGAAACCCUUGCCUACGCAUAA
Striga hermonthica is the source of this 1341-nucleotide messenger RNA. The record is from the annotation of a GenBank genome assembly. NCBI's taxonomy places the organism in Eukaryota, Viridiplantae, Streptophyta, Magnoliopsida, Lamiales, Orobanchaceae.